Molecule: messenger RNA, 922 nt
Organism: Kickxella alabastrina
Lineage: Eukaryota; Fungi; Kickxellomycota; Kickxellomycetes; Kickxellales; Kickxellaceae
Exons: 4
Coding region: 140-790 (216 amino acids)
Biological process (GO): ubiquitin-dependent protein catabolic process
Cellular component (GO): endoplasmic reticulum
Molecular function (GO): ubiquitin-like protein conjugating enzyme binding; ubiquitin protein ligase activity
Source: RefSeq, a predicted model, not a curated record
UAGUGAGCAACGCGCAUGUAUGAUGCGGCAAACUUAAUAUUGAGUGUUACUUUUUGGCCCCACCAACUUUUAAAAUUUCUGUAUUUUUUUCCAUCUUUAUUCACAGCAUUCGAAUUAGCCAGCAUUUUUUAUUUACUCGAUGGAUGGCGUAGGUAACAGCACAAAUGAACACACCGAUACACAAGUGGGCGCCAACAUGACAGGAGCCGAACCACACCCAAACUCCCAACAAGCAGAGCAAACCGCUGCUACAGAGCCGCACCAUGUCCAACGAAACAAUGGCAACGGCAGCAGCGGGGCGAACGAGUUCAGCUGCAACAUUUGCUUUGACACGGCGACAGACCCGGUGCUGACCAUCUGCGGCCACCUUGCGACGUGCCCGGUGUGCAAGGCCGGGUGCGACAAGGAUAAGGUUAUUCCGGUACGAGAAGGACCCCGGUUGAAUCCCAACAUGCCUAACCGGCCCGCUGGCCAGCGCCCGCCGCCGCCGCCGCCGCGUCAACCCAGUCAGUUCUUUGGCUUUGAUCCGUUUGGAGUUCCCGGCAGCUUCCACUCAAUGGGCAUGGCGCGCACCAGAGUUGGCGGCGGCGGUGGGACUGUGUUUGUUGGCGGCUUGGGUUUGUUGCCCGCGCUCAUGGGCUUUUCGACCUUUUCUGGCGGAACUGCGCCCAGCAACGCAGCGCCCGGAGCAGCAGGUGGCACUACUCAGCCGGCCGGCCAGCAGUCGUUUGCAUCGCGUGUGUUCAUGAUGGUUGCCGCCAUGAUUCUGAUGAGCAUUAUUUUUUAUUGAAACUUUGCGCUCGGCUAAGAAAUAAAAGCCAUUUCCAGGCAUAUCUAUCUGAUGGAGUGCACGUGAGUAUAGUGGAUUGUUACAUCAUCGCGCUGUGCACUUUUUUUGGCAAGCCAAAUUGCGAAUUCCACC